This is a messenger RNA of Colletes gigas, 1260 nucleotides long. RefSeq lists its product as uncharacterized. The coding region runs from base 1 to 1260 and encodes 419 amino acids. The transcript has 2 exons. Gene Ontology annotation, molecular function: DNA-binding transcription factor activity, RNA polymerase II-specific; DNA binding. Lineage: Eukaryota; Metazoa; Arthropoda; Insecta; Hymenoptera; Colletidae. The record is from RefSeq and is a predicted model, not a curated record. Gene Ontology annotation, biological process: regulation of DNA-templated transcription; neuron differentiation; central nervous system development.
AUGGAGCCGUGCGAUCCGUCGGGACGCUUGACCGUCGAGGACCUGUCCGACUGCAGAAGCGACAGCAGCCACUCCGAGACGCAGCUGAGAGCGUUCCAGGAUUACGAAAGAGUGAAGGAGCUGAAUUUGUCGAUAGGCAAGUCGAAGGAGGAUCCCUCGGUGGAGCCAAAGGACUUUCAUUUGGGGUUAGACCCAGGCAGGACCUCGAUCCGUUUCGAGGAGUUCGAGAACGCCGCGAGGAACCUGCCAAUGACGCUCAGCAAGGGCAAGGAGUUCGGUUACAUCGCGAACAACCUGAACGAGAUGGCCUACCCGAUGGACAGAUCGAGCGAGAACGACGAGUCGAUGGACACGACCAGCCUCUGCAGAUCCAAGAACCCGACGGCCAAGGAUCUUAUGUUCAACUUCCGCGAGGGCAGGCAGAAGAACGCCCACGCGGCGCUGGCGCUGGACAGGUACAGCAAGGAUCUCGGUUUCGCGGUGUCCGAGAAGGACAUAAAGGACUUUGGUCUGCUGAAGAACUACAGCCUGGACCGGAUGAAGGAGUUCAGUCUGUCGUUGGACAGAACGAGGGACGGGCACAUCGGUAACUUUGCCCUCGAGAGACUCCGCGGGGGUGCUGGCAUGCUUGACAAUCCUCCGGUGUUGGAGCACAACGAGUUCAAAGGUGUUCAGGUGCAACCGCGUAGCCAGAAUCUCGAGGCCAUUGCGUUGGACCGCAUGAGACGAUCGCAUUUGUUGGGCACGGACCUGUCCGCACAGAAUCUCUCCUCUCAGCUGCCCCAUCCGCACGCCAUCACACAGAUGCAGCACUCGCAGCAACAACAGCAACAGCAGGCCAAAUCGUUCACCAUCGAUGCCAUCCUUGGACUGAGGAACAACCCCAGGGAGAAACGGGGACAGCAACAACAGUACAAGAAACAUCAGGGCCAGGAAGGAGGCGCGAAGAACGGAAGCUCGAGCUCGUGUUCCAGCGGUGGUGGGAAGCUGAAGAGGGUGCGGACGAUCUUCACCGCCGAGCAGCUGGAACGUUUGGAGGGCGAAUUCGCGCGUCAACAGUACAUGGUGGGCCCCGAGCGACUGUACCUGGCCCACGCACUCAGGCUGACGGAGGCCCAGGUGAAGGUCUGGUUCCAGAACCGACGGAUCAAGUGGCGAAAGCACCACCACGAGCAGCAGAGCCAGAGGGUGCACGAGUUCCAGCGCACGCUAUCCUCGUCCCUGGAGCACGAGGACAGCAACGAGACCGACAAAUGGUGA